UUUUUCUGUUGUUUCUAUAGAAUAAUUGACCACAGAGAAUUGCAUGCUGGCUUUUGGCAAUGCUUUGGUUUAAGGCUAUAUGGCCAGAGUCCCAAUCUCUGCUUUUUUUUUUUUUUUUUUUUUUUCCUUGCAGGAGUUACUGCCAGACAAGUCAUAUCAGUGAUCAAGACAAUGUUUUUGCAAUACAUUUUCCCCUUUGCGCUUCUUUUGCACAUUGGCAAAUAGUCUCCAGUGGGUCUCCUGGGAAUCAGCACAGGGCAAAGAAGACCAUGCUGAAAAGGAAGAGAACCUAUAGCCAAGGGUUGGGUGAUGCAAGAUGAAAAGAAAUGUGAACUUCUAGGAUAUGAUUCUGGGAAGGUGCAAGAACCAUUAGAAAGGUCCCUCAGCCAGAUCAAAGGACAUAUGGGAGAGAUGAUACUACAAAGAUGUUAAUUGCUUUUAAAAAGCAAUGGGAAAGGUCAACAAUGCAGUUCUCAGCCUGGUUCAAUUUUCUGCUUCUUCUUCCUUGUUUUGGUACCACCAAAACUUGCUUUCCCGGGUGCCACUGUGAGGUGGAAAGUUUUGGUCUCUUUGACAGCUUUAGCCUGACCAAAGUGGACUGCAGUGGAAUAGGCUCACACAUUGUUCCUGUCCCAAUCCCUCUGGAUACCUCCUACUUGGAUCUGUCCUCAAACAAACUGGAAACAAUCAAUGAAUCAAUGCUAACUGGCCCUGGAUACACUACCUUGGUGAGCCUUGACCUGAGCUACAAUAAAAUUGCUAAGAUUUCCUCCACAACCUUCUCCAGGCUUCGGUACCUGGAGUCCUUGGAUCUGAGUCAUAACUCUUUGGAAGUCCUUCCAGAGGACUGUUUCUCCAGUUCACCUCUGGGGGACAUAGAUUUGAGUAAUAAUAAACUUUUAGUUAUAGCAAUGGACACUUUUGCUUCAAAAGGUCAAGGAAAACGCAUGAAUGUGGACCUAUCCAAUAACAUGCUCAGCACAAUUACAAGGCACCGUGAAAAGAACAUCCCCAACAUCCAGAAUUUAAAUCUUUCUGGAAACAGGCUAACAUCUGUGCCAAAUCUUCAAGGGAUUCCUCUACGAUAUUUGAAUCUUGAUGGGAAUCCGUUAGUCAAGAUUGAGAAAGGAGCCUUCAUGGGGCUGAAAGAUUUGAUGCAUUUAUCUCUCAGCAACCUACAUGACUUUAGAGAGUUAUCUCCUUACAGUUUCAAGGAACUACCAGCCCUCCAGGUUCUGGAUUUAUCCAGCAAUCCCAAUCUGAAGUCACUGAGUGCUGAAGUUACCUUUGGUCUGAACUCCCUGCAAGAACUUAACCUCUCUGGGACAGGUGUGUCAUCCUUGCCAAAGACUGUGCUGAAAUACCUGCCUUCCAUCAAAAGCAUCACCUUGCAGAAGAACAUACAGUGUCUUAAGACCAUCAGAGAAGGACAGUACCACCGACAAACUGGGCUGACCAAAAAAGAGGUCCUCAUUUGUCAUGACAGCCAUGGGUCCGUAGCAGCAGCACCUUACGUUUCAUGAUGAAAGCUGUGAAGAAAGGUUGGGGAAUCAGGGGGCUGGGAGGGUGAGGGACCACGGGAGAUGUACAGGUGUUGGACUGAGAUGGCUUGCAGUGUGCCUUUUGUAAAACUGUCAAUAAUUUAUAUAUUUGUACAUGCCAAUACUUGAUUGUUCGUGGAUUUUAUAAACUCUCAAAUUCUGACCCACACAUCAUCGGCAGGCUCUGGAUUCUACCCAGUGUAUUGAGGGCCUGCAUCCAGCCUCAAGAACAGUGUUGCUGGACAACAGGGACCAAGCUGCUCUGCAGGUCCCAGGGCAGAACAGCUGGUCUGGCACAAGCCAUCAUGGAUCAGUUAUGUUUGCAGGAGCAAAGCUAUGCCUCUCCAGAGGGCACAUCAAAACAUACCAACUUGGUAGCUAUUUGCUAGCAAACCCAUGCUUCAGUCUUUUUUUUUUUUUUUUUUUUUUUUUAUUAUUAUUCCCCAAGAAGUGCCUUCUGGAUGUUGCCUUCAUUAGCAGCACCCUGUUCCUUGUCAUGCACUUUCAGUCUGAAGAAGUAUUUCCAGACAAACUUGAUCACAGGGUGCUCCUAAUGUGCUGAUUUUUGCGUGUUAUUUACAUAGAUGUGCAAUGAACAUUGAAGAAGUGGAGAUCAUUUCCCCAUUUUCUCCCCAUUUUCACAUUUCAUAUUCUUUUCAUGUCAUAUUACUUUAGAUGUAACUUACUUUAGAUGUAACUGUGCCAACCUCCUAUCUUUUUAACCUUUGUGAGCCAUUGCUCAGAGAGGAUGAGUAGCAAGGGAAGAGAAGCAAAGAGAGAAGAGGCUGCCUGCAGCUGGAAGCUCACUUGAGAACUACUCUUCCACGAAACAAAUUAAGUGAGCUUCAAAGUGAAGAGAUCAUGUAGCUUAGCUUGGGAAGAAAAGAAAAGUAAAGAAAAGAGAGAAGAAAACUCUCCUUUCUGGGAAGCUUGGAAGAAUACUUGACAAGGAUUCUUCUCCUGAUGACCUUAUCAAACCAUGACAGACCCAGAGGACUUUGGAAUAAGCUAUUUUCCUGCUGAUGUUCCCCAUCUGAACAAAACGUGCAACUCAGCUGGGCUCAUGUGAAGCAAUUUCCAGUGCAGAAAUGCUCUCCAGAAUGUGCCAGGGGAAGAAUUAACACUGACGCCACAACUGUGGAAUUAUUUGGCUAUUGGGGAAAGAUCUUGGGAUUUGUUUUUUUUUCCAGAGUUGUGGCUUUUCUUUCUCUUGCACAGUUCCUUGGCUGCCAAAAGAAGUCUGAUGAAAAGCCUGGUCCCCAGAGCUUUCCUUACCUUUCUCCACAUUGAAAUGCUGGCAAAGCAAAGAGUAGUCCCUCUCAUUCCCCUUGCUCUUCAGGUUAAAAGAAAGCAAGGGAAGGCAGCAGAACAUGAUUCAACCCGGUGGUACGGAACGUCUUUGACCUGCUUAUUGCAGCUCCUGCAGUGGACGCUGAUGUCCAGUCUGAAUCUGGCACACUGUUCUGGGGUUGGGAAGGGAAGUUAUAGAUGGGGGUUCUGGUCAGAUGAGUUUGAAAUUUGGUCUCUACACACAGGCUUGCAUCAGAAUAACAUUGAAAAAAUGUUUUCAACUGAUUUAGGUAGGUCCACGCAAAGGUGACGCAGACAUAAACCCGGCUUCAGAGCUUGAGCGUAGUCACUGCAGAUGGAUUUCAGAGCAUUGGUACACAUGUAUUUUGCAAACAGCUGAUAGGGUUAACAAACAACAGCAGCCUUCACUACCUAUUUAUUGCUGCUGUCUCAGUCAUAAAACUAGAAUGACAUGGGCCUCCCCCCUCUUCUGCCUCAGCAGCAGAGAUGAUCCUGCGCCUGCAGAGAAGAUGCCCCAUGAGGUCUCUUCUGCUGGCCCAGCAUCCUUUAGGCAGCCACCAACAUUAAGUGAUGUCUGGAGAGACUGCAGGGAUCUGGGAUCAGUGCUUGGGGAGAAGAUCAAUGGGGUUAAAGUGUCCUACCCUGCUCCCAAGUAGGGCCAGGCACUGACGGAGGGUUCUCCAAUGAGACUGAGCUCUGCAAGUGCUGUAAGGAGCUCAGGCUUCCUCCUCACACCCUCAAAGUUCUCUUGAUGUUGGAAAUCCCAUUACCCAAAGAAGAUAUCGCCAGUGAUGGCUGAAACCUGCUGAGCCAAUAAAAGCAAGCCACUGCCAGGGAUGCUGAACCCAGAGUCAACGCCUUAGUUUGGAUAUUGAAAUCUUUCCCCCCAGUGUUUUCAUUUAUCUCCUUUUCUGUGAUAUGAUCAUGACCCUUAGGGUGGAAUUUUAACCCUUUCCUGCAAUGCUGAGGGCUUUACCCCCUCUACUGAGCCUUCGAGAUGCUCAACCAGCCUUCACAGUACAAGAAACAUGCUGAUUUUCUUAAAAAGGCAAUGGGACUGCCAGAGGCAGAUGGAGAUCUGGAGGGGAAUAGUAACCAACUGCAAUGCAAGAUGGGGGCAGUUUGGGAUGGGAGGGGGGGUGUUUUUUAGUGGCUCUUGCCUUUUUAAGAGAAUUCUUUUCUGCUGGCAGAAAAUAUAAUUUUUAAAAAGUUGUUUAAUUUUUUAAGUCUGUAUGUAGAUAAAAUGUUACAGGGAUCAUAUACAGGCUGUCAAAGUUACUGUCUUUGCACCUCUGUGGUAAAUCUAAAACCCAAUGUGACAAUCCAAUUGAAGACUGCAAGAUUUCCUUGUGUAAUCUCAUGCUAGCUGCUAGCUAAACAAGUCUUAGCAAAGGCUGGCAAAUACCGUCGCUGUAUUAGUUUGUUUUUUAAAGAAUCUCUGCAGCAUUGUAAGGCUUUGUGAUUACUCACAACAUAAUAAAGUGAUUUGGAGGAGAAUAA
Molecule: messenger RNA, 4352 nt
Organism: Rhea pennata
Lineage: Eukaryota; Metazoa; Chordata; Aves; Rheiformes; Rheidae
Gene: TSKU
Product: tsukushi, small leucine rich proteoglycan
Exons: 2
Coding region: 426-1523 (365 amino acids)
Cellular component (GO): extracellular matrix
Molecular function (GO): protein binding
Source: RefSeq, a predicted model, not a curated record